UUUUUUUUUUUAGCUCAUGUUUUACAACAACAGUUGAAGGAAAUUCGUCGUGAACGUGAAGCAUGGGCUCUCAGAGAAGAACAACGACGUCAAUUAGAAGAUCAAAUGUUACGAACCAUUGAAGCAAAUCAAGCAAAAAUCAACCAAUUAUCUGCAUCCUGUCCAGAUACCUCCUUUAGUAACAAACGAUCUUCCAAUGGAUCCUACACAUCUUAUCAACGGUCAACACCAUCUUAUAUCCAAGACGAUGACAAUGAAGAUGAUGAUGACAACGACAAUGAUGAUGAUGAUGACGAUGAUGAUGAUGACGAUGAUGAUGAUGAUGUUUAUUUGGAUCAAUGCAACAACCAUUCAAUGAAUCAUCCAUACGAUAACUCAAGCAUGCAUCAGUAUCAUCCAUCCUUCUUGUUUGCACCUGUUCAUCCAAGUCAGCGACAGCAACAAUAUGAUGACGAUUCACAAGAUUCAUCUUAUUUAGAGCAAGAUGAUGAUGAUGAUGAUGAUGAUGAAGAAGAAGAAGAAGAGGAGGAGGAUGAAGCCCCAUACCGACAUAUGCGAUACUCACCGAUAUAUUAUAAAAGUCGAUCUACUUUGUCCUCCAAGAGACAGCCAUCAAGAUGUUUACGUCCAUAUGCGCCUCCCAUGAUGAUAUCAAGGCCUCGUGUACUUCCCAUGAAUUACUAUCAUCGACCGACCUCCACUCAUUUGAUACAAGAUCCUUUUUUACAAAAACCACUUCGGCGACAUCGUAGUUUUGGAGAUGAUCCUGCCUGUAUAUAUUAUUAAUUUAUAAAAUCAUAUAUAUUUUAUUGGUGUUUCCUUUUUUUUUUUUUUUUUUUUUUUUACAAUAUGGAAAGUGAAGAAAUAAACUUAUUUUUAAUCAGUAUAAAAAUGAAUGAUUUAUGAUGAUGGAGUAUAAAUUAUUCUUUGAUGAAUCAAUGCGUCUCUAUUUAAAAUGUCCUGUCAAUUCAUUCAUUCAUGAUAUGAUAUGAUUUUUUUUUUUC
Molecule: messenger RNA, 1004 nt
Organism: Halteromyces radiatus
Lineage: Eukaryota; Fungi; Mucoromycota; Mucoromycetes; Mucorales; Cunninghamellaceae
Exons: 1
Coding region: 106-786 (226 amino acids)
Source: RefSeq, a predicted model, not a curated record